Messenger RNA from Coniosporium apollinis CBS 100218, 945 nucleotides. RefSeq lists its product as uncharacterized. The coding region runs from base 1 to 945 and encodes 314 amino acids. Gene Ontology annotation, molecular function: signaling receptor activity. The record is from RefSeq and is a predicted model, not a curated record. Lineage: Eukaryota; Fungi; Ascomycota; Dothideomycetes. Gene Ontology annotation, cellular component: membrane. The transcript has 3 exons.
AUGGAGACCGCCAAGAACGUCACCAAGGGGGCCGUAGCGGAAACUUCAACCUUGGAAAAGAAAACAGAGAAGAGAUUGACGCUACUCUGGCACGAAAUCGCCCCCUGGCAGCAAGACAACCAACACAUCCACAGCGGCUACCGACCAGCCUCAAACUCCUACCUCAAAUCCGCCUCCAGUCUCGGCUACCUGCACAACGAGACCGUAAACAUCUACACGCAUCUCAUCGGCGCUCUUCUCGCCAUCGCGAGCAUUUUCCCGCUCUACCACCAGCUGCAGCCCCGCUACUCGCUCGCAGGCAAAGACGACGUGCUAGUCUUCAGCUGCUUCUUCUUCGGCGCCGCCGCAUGUCUAGGCAUCUCGGCGACGUACCACACGAUAUCAAACCAUUCAGAGAUUGUGCAGAGCUUUGGCAACAAGCUCGACUACCUCGGCAUCGUUUUCUUGAUCUGGGGUAGUUUUAUCCCGAGCAUCUACUACGGGUUUCAGGCGGAUCCGCAGUUCAUUGGCGGCUACUGGACUAUGAUCACGAGCAUAGGCGCAGGCUGCGGCAUAGUCUGUGUGUCGCCCAGAUUCCGCACCUCUGAAUGGCGGCCGCUGCGCGCAGGGCUGUUUGUAGCGAUGGGCCUCUCGGCCAUUAUUCCUGUCCUGCACGGGUCAAGGCUUUACGGCCUGCGCCAGUUCAACCUCUCGAUCGGCCUUUCGUGGCUGGUCUUGCAAGGGGCGCUGUAUAUUGCCGGCGCGGCCAUUUAUGCUGCCCGUAUUCCGGAGCGGCUGCGGCCGGGCCGCUUCGAUAUCUGGGGCAGCUCGCACCAGAUCUUCCAUGUGUUGGUGGUACUGGCUGCGUUCGCGCAUCUGGUGGGGUUGCUCAAAGCAUUUGACUACCAGCACGGACUGCGUGAUCCGGUCUCCCACCGGCCGCUGCUGGGUGGGAUGUGGUAUUGA